AUGAUGAUAAAAUAUAACUUUAUAACUCUUUUGUUGUUGUUGCUAACAAUCAAUGGAUUCAUAAUCAUAUCCUCUUCCUCACCAUCUCAUUCCACAACUUUGGAUAACAGUAAAGAUUUAACCAAAGAUCACUUCCUGUUCUUCCAACAACCACCAUCAUCAUCACUGUCUAUAAAAGAUAUCACAACAAAUUCAUUUGCAGUAUCCUCUACGCCUUCCUCAUCCUCCUCCUCCUCCUCUCAGAUAUUCUACUCAUUACAUACAUAUACGAUAGAUAGUAUCGAUGAUCUACUUCAUAUUGAUACCAUCGAACCAGAGAUAAAGUCUAUCAAGAUCCAUUUGAACCAAAACACCAACAAAAAUGGACCGUUGUUGCCACUAUCAGAACAAAAUGAUAAAGAUGAUGAACAACUAUUCCCAUCGACAAUGUUGCCAACAUUGACAAUUGUCGUAUCCUAUGAUAAAGGAUCAGAUAAUGUAAAGAUGGAGUCCUACUCGACAGUCAAACAACUUUCCUUUAAUAUUAGUGUUGCUCUCUGUAACAUUCUAAAGCCAGUUGUCGGGUUGGAUCUUCAACCACUUGAUCAAAGAUCAUUGCUCCCAAGUCUUGUCAACAUGGGGCUUAUGCCCAGCAAUAUCAUUCCUCCCAACUUUGUCAAUGCCCAAUUUGACAAUGAUCAAACCUUCAAGACUGCAGAAAAGGUACGUUUCCUUCAAUCAAUCGUACAGUCCAAAGACUUUAAACUUGGUGGUUGGUUUGAAUUUCUUUCAUCAACCAGCUCGGGUGAAAUGGAUCAAUUUGUCAACGCUGGCAAGCUUCCAUUCCCAAGCAUCAGAGUAUCAAAAAACCAAAGAGCUGGUGCAAAUAUUUUGGGAACUCAAGUGGUCAUUGAAAGAAGUGGAAAUAAUAGACUCAAGAUCAAGUUUACAGAAUUGUUGGAAAUCACCAUCAAAGAAGAAAGAUUAUUAAUGACCACAAACAACAAGAAACCAAUUUCCGUUCAAACAACGGCAGCUGUAAUCAAUGCUAAAAAUGGUGAAUAUGUAAGCCAACUAUAUCCCAUUUCAAAUAGCGUUGCAUCUAGUACAACGACGGUCAUUAAAGCAAAAGAAAACACAACAAAACAUUCGAGUGCCACCUUUUUAGAAAGAUCUAUUAAAAAGCAAGGAUUUCACAGGGACUUGUUUAGCAGCCUAAUGAUAAACACUCCAAAUAACCAGCAACAACAAUGUAAACUAUUGUUGCUCGAACAUUUUGAUGAAGGAAUUUUCGUUGACCAGUACGAGGUUGACGAAAUCCAUAGAUUUGGAGGAUCGGAUGUUCGUAUUUAUCAACUCAUUGACCUCGAGAAACCAUCCUAUACAUCAACUCAAAAUUACAUCUCCUCAAUCACUCUAUUCAACCCUUCAACCACCACCGCCGCCACCAUUGUCAAUGUUACACUUCCUAUUCAUCUUCGAUAUCAAAACCCAAGCAGAGCACCCUUUAGAAUUGCCAAAAUAUCUUCUCCACUCUUGUUUGUACAAUGCAACAACCAAGACAAAUGGACUCUUGUUCAACAACAACAAUCAUCUGUCCAUUCCAACAUUGACAUUGAAGUUCCUGUCGGACAAUUGGACGUUAGAAGCAGUAUUGGGUUCUAUACAUUAUUGUUUACUAUCAUUGGCUCCUUGGUAGUUGUUUUUACAAUCGCCAUUGUUAGAUCAAAAGGUUCUAGCAAUUCGAAAUCAACAAAAAAUAAAUAA
Molecule: messenger RNA, 1746 nt
Organism: Cavenderia fasciculata
Lineage: Eukaryota; Evosea; Eumycetozoa; Acytosteliales; Cavenderiaceae
Gene: pigX
Product: phosphatidylinositol glycan
Exons: 1
Coding region: 1-1746 (581 amino acids)
Biological process (GO): GPI anchor biosynthetic process
Cellular component (GO): endoplasmic reticulum membrane
Source: RefSeq, a predicted model, not a curated record